UUUCAAAAUAAUACAUGGGUCAUGGAUUUUUAAUAAAGUGGCUAAACUAUAGAGACGUGUUUAUGGCUGAUACACAAACCGUGCAGGCCAAGAAAUGGAAAAAAAAAACCUGACAAUUAAAGAUACGUCAACUAAAUUACUAAAUGUUCUUGCCGCUUUGUUUACAAAAUUAUAAAAUUUUCUAUAACACUGCACAAAAUUAAUUUUAUAAAACAUCAUAUUGUAUUUAAACCUAGCAGACUUGUACUAUGUAGAGCAUUUCACAAGUAAAAUUUAAAAUGUUACCUACAAAUCAUAAAACAAUAUUUGUGCUAGAUCAUACUCCAUAUUUUGGGAUUUCAUCUGAUUUCCCUAUAGACUUCGAUGUUUCUAAAAGCCGGGGCGCUGGAUAUGUACCCUUACCGCCAAUUUGCAAAUCUUUGUGGACUUGCAGCGUUGAAGCUUCCGUGGAAUACUGUCGAAUCGUGUGGGAUUUAUUUCCCGAAGGAAAAUUGGUGAGAUUCAUUGUAAGCGAUGCAGCCGCUCACAUCCUUAAUACUUGGGCACUAGCUCAGCAAAAUUUAACUCAUAUUUUAAAUGGUCUAUGCUUAGUGGGACCAGUGAGAAGAGGUGCUGGUGGCGAUGUGGUGGGAUUAUGUGCAGCUAUUGAGUCACUGGCCGAGGCCUCACCUAUACAAUCCUCACGACCAUCCACUGAAAGACUCUUUCAGAAUCGUGGUCGCAUAAUAUGCAUAACAAGUGCAAGGGAUGAUGAUUCUAUAAGAAGUUUAGCAGAAAUUGCCAUGAAUACCCUUGUACAACAAAAUAAGAAGGCAUCGGCUGCUCAACCACCUACCACUACUGAUGCAUCUACAAGCACACAGUCUUUGGUAGUACAUUAUUGCCACUUAGUUAUAAUUAAUGUUACGCCUGAAAAAGCUGAGACAAGAGUCAAUAAUCAGCCGCUUACAGAGAUGGGUGGCGGUAUAAUGGGCGUUGAAGUAAUUGUGUGUAGAGCGAGCACGUUGGCCAAUUUAUUAGGAAAACUGGUACUUCCACACUAUAGACUCGCAAUAACCACGGUCACUGGUAUUCCUAUGAAAGAAGAGCAAAAUGCUAGUUCUAGUGCAAAUUACGAUGUGGAGAUAGUACAUUCAGCGGAGGCCCAUGCAGGGCUUCGGGCUUCACAAACAGCUGCCGAAGCGACUGAGUCGGUGGUGCUACGUUGGUGGACGCCUCGGGGUGCGGAAGGGGGGGCCGGGGGCUGCAAUGGGCCUUUAUGGAGGGUGACUCCAGCAGACGUCGCCUCGCGUCCUUCCGCCUGUCUCGUUAACUUCUUGCUUAAUGGCCGAUCGGUCACUUUGGAGGUGCCCACAAGAAAAGCAGGCUGCAGAUCAGCAUCCCAUGUAUUAGCAGCGCAGGGUGGGGAACUAUGGAUUGGGGCAUUGGGUGGAAGGACUCCAUAUGAAGAUCCACCCGCUUUGUCAGAGGGGGCUGGUGGGAGAGUCACGGAUUAUAGAAUAAAGGAAUUCGGAGCCCUAAUGCAACAGAACAAAAUUCACCCGUUAAGAGGGAACGGUUCGAAUACGCGUGCACGUACGAAGCUCCAACGGCACACGACGUAUUGGCCGCUCACUAUUUCUUCCACGCUUAUAUUUAACUUGGGAUCUGUAAUGGAACCCCUAACACGACUAGUCGUUCAAGAAUCGUUAACGGAUGACGAAGUGGAAUCGUGUCGUGGGGUCCUUCUCUCAUUAUUGGGAAUGGAGACUAGGCAUGAGUUCCCGUCCGCGCAAUUACCAACUAAUUUAAGAGGUAAAUCAAGCGGGCGUCGCGAGGAACAAUGGCGACAAGUAUGGGGCGAACUAGAGGCACUAGUACGGGCACAUUCCAACUCUAGCCCACAUCGAGCUCUUUUGCGGACCUUACUUGAGUGUAAAUCGCACAACCAUAGUAAUGAAGGUGAUUCGUCGAGAGCGACGGUAAUACGCGCUACCACAGAUUCGCCAUUAUCUCCCGUCGGGGCUGGUAAUGGUAAUGGCGACGUCUGGGCACCAAGAAAUGCUCUGGACGCUCUUCUGGGUGCACCCAGACCGCCACGGAGACCAGACUUCGCUGGUCGUCUUACCGCUGGAAACAGAAUAGCGACACUCUACCCACAAAUGCAGCAGGAUGUUGAAACUCAGAAUUAGAAAGCAUAUUAUAACUAUUUUUGCACAGAUCCCUUCAUAUACCUCUUUUUGACUAGGGUUGCCUGGAAGGGAUCACUGGUUAGCGUUGGGGCCGCAGAUUAUCUUCUUAUGCAUAUAAAUUACCGGAUUUUUGAAUUUUUAAAACAACAAAUGGUUAAUAAAUAAAAAAGUAACCUGUCAUAAUGUUCACGAAGUGGGUAGUCCUAAAAAUGCACAAAAGGAGCAACACGGAGUCGUGUUAUCGCUAUAGUGCGCAACGCAUGGGGAGUGCCUUAUAGUAUAUUUAAGAUGUAUUUUAUUAAAUAUAAGAUAAAAUUUGA
This is a messenger RNA of Pieris napi, 2491 nucleotides long. RefSeq names its product integrator complex subunit 13 (gene asun). Gene Ontology annotation, biological process: centrosome localization; regulation of mitotic cell cycle. The coding region runs from base 279 to 2171 and encodes 630 amino acids. Lineage: Eukaryota; Metazoa; Arthropoda; Insecta; Lepidoptera; Pieridae. The record is from RefSeq and is a predicted model, not a curated record. Gene Ontology annotation, cellular component: integrator complex. The transcript has 13 exons.